This is a messenger RNA of Macrosiphum euphorbiae (potato aphid), 855 nucleotides long. NCBI's taxonomy places the organism in Eukaryota, Metazoa, Arthropoda, Insecta, Hemiptera, Aphididae. The record is from the annotation of a GenBank genome assembly.
AUGAAUUGUUCAAAGUGCAACGUUGUGUUGGCUGAUACCGACUGUGUUAAAUGUUCAAUUUGUUCUAAGCCAUUCCAUAUUGCUUGUACGUCUAUUUCUGGUUUAACCGGCAAUAAUCUUAAAACUCGUUGUACUUCGUGGCUGUGUACUGUUUGUGAGUGUGCAAGACUUGGAGUUAGAAAAUCACUGGUUAUGCAACCAGUUGCAGAUACUGAUUUCAUAUCUAAAAUUAAUACCAUACUUUCGACAGUAAAUGAUAUUAAACAAUCGGUUUCUAAACAUGAAACCUCGCUUUCGUCACUCAAUAAGAAGCUCGACAAUGUUUCUGUUCAACUGCGGGACUUGGGGACUCGUACUUCUGUGCUUGAAAAUAAAGUCACCCAAUUAGAAAAUCAAUUGUCUAGUACUAAAUCAUCAAAUUAUUCAGCGGACGAGACCGUAAUAUCAGAAGUUAUUGAUCGUCAGGCAAGAUCACGAAAUUUAAUUGUUUUUAAUGCUGCAGAAUCUGAUGGAAAUACUGAAGAUGAUAUAUCGCUAAUUAAAUCUGUUCUACAUUAUAUAACUCCUAAUAUUGCUCCAGCAUUAGUUUCUAGACUAGGCCAAAAAUCAAGUAAACCUCGGCCACUUAAAGUUACUUUACAUGAGCCUUCCGAUGUUUUUAUUGUACUUAAAAAUAAACACAAACUUCGCACGUCUUCUACAUACAGUUCCAUUCGUAUAUCUCCAGAUCGUACUAUUAUGCAACGAAAUCAACUUCGUGAUAUCAUAGAAAAACUCGAGGAACGUAAAACAGCCGGCGAAACCAACUUAGUGAUGAAGUUUGUCAAAGGUGUACCGACCAUUUCAAAAAACUAA